GUAGGUAACUCUGAAUUUUAUUGUCAUUUUGACGUAGACCGUUUGGCAUCCACUGUUUUGUGACAUUUUGGAAGUGUAUUGUAAUCGAUUGUUUUGUUAAAAUAUACAGUUAAAUAUUUUUAGAUCACAAAGAUAUUGCAACGAUUCUUUGGUUCUUUUCCAGUAAAGUAAAUAUACAUUUCAAUUCAAAAUGGCUAACAAGGAAGAAGAUGAGACCUUUCAAGAGGAAGAAGUCUAUAUUAAUCCUGAAGAUGGUAUGCCGAACGUUCAUCCAAACAUUGCUGAUAUAGAACAAGACACUGACUCUCAUGACGAAUUAAAUGAAUUCGACGAUUUACCAAAAUCCGUCAUUGUCACCAACAUUCACAGCGACGUGUUCGCCGAUGAAAAAUUGAAAAAGGAAUUAGAAGAUUUAUUCCGCACAUUUUCGGAUAAUAUAACGUUUCAGUGGUUAAAAAGUUUUAAACGUCUACGUGUUAAUUAUGACAGUCCUUUGGCUGCGGCAAACGCGCGUGUGCAACUCCACCAAUACCAAUUUCAUAAUUCGUGCAUAAAUUGUUAUUUCGCCCAGCCCGUUACGCCGAUAUCGUUAAAGAAUUUGAAACCCCCGGCGCCUGUGAAACAAUUUCUAAUUUCGCCACCAGCCAGUCCUCCUGUAGGUUGGGAACCGCGUGAAGAAGGGGAGCCUAUAGUAAAUGCAGACUUAUUGGCAGCCAUAGCGAGUUUGGCACCAGGAGAAAGUCACGAGCUCCAUGCGCCGACUCCUACUCAACCGGCAAUUAUUGUUCACACAGCACUGUCAACUGAUACUACUGCACCAAUAGGUCGUAAGAUUCAACACACCAGAUGCCCUGAAUAUUGAUAUGCCUUGUUGAUAUUUUUAGAUAAAUUGUAAUUUUAGAGUAGAGAGCAGUCUAAAUGCUUUUAUUAUGUCACAUAAGUCAAUUUGUCUGACUGGUGAUGCCAAAGAUAGUGCAGAUUUACUAUAUCCAUUGACAAAACGUCUGAUAGUUGUCCUAAAAAGGCUUAUAGUGAAUUUGCUUUUGUUUUGUUUAAUCCAUCAUGUAAAGUGAUUGUUAAAAUUAUAUUGGUGCUAUUUUUUGAAUAACAUAACAUUUAUGUUUAUGAUUCUUAGAUAAUAUAGAUUUAAUUUUUAUAUGUAAAUGAACAAGUAACACCAAUGUUGAAAGUAUUUGUAAAAUGAUGAAAUUGUUGUUAAAUCCAAAAUUAAUAUUAAGUAUUAGAAAAAAAUUUAUAGCACAUAUCAAGGCUCUUUAUAGCCAUUAUUAGUUGUUCAUGUUACUUUUGCUCAAUCGCUUAUCUUGAACUACCAAAUAUCUACUAUUUUUGUACACAAACAAUUUGCUAAACGAUGAAGCUGAUUGUUUUUAAUUCUUUAAUAUGUAUGCUUUCAUCGACUGGACACUAAUUUAUGAUCACAAUAUAUGAAUCUCAAUUAUAUAGAUUUGAGUGUUUAGCUUAUGUAUUAAGGUUUAAUUUAUUGAACAAAGGUAGUAUAAAACUAUAAAAUGAUGUUGAUACAGGUGUAUAAAUAUAUUGAAAUAUAGGAAAUGCAUUACAAGAACUGUAUCUAUAGAUACAAAGUGUAAUAGACAUUAGCAGAUAUUAGGUAGUUAAAGAGCUGUUUUGCACCACUUAUUCAGGGUUUAGGAACUUAUGUAUUAUUUUAAAAGGGAUGUUAUUUUGGCUUGCCCGUUAAUUAUGUAAAUGAAUAUAAUUUAUUACUUAAAAUAUUUACAAACAUGAUGCGAAAUGGCGCACUUGCCCAAAUUUUUAAUUUUCUUCUUACCUCAUGGACUGUCCUUAAGACAUUUUUGUCUGCCAUAUUGUGGAUAUUUGUUAUACUGUGGAAGUGUAGAUACAAAUUCAUAGUGGUUAAUUCUUUGUUUUGUCUAUUUAUAAUCUAAUGUUGGCGAAAUUAUGGCAAUGUAGAAGGAAAAGAAUUGAAUUACUGUAAAACUACUUAAAUAUGUAUUUUAAAGAAUGAUCUAUUUCAAAUUUAUUCUAUAAUUAAGAUGUAUUCAUAAUAAGGUACAUGUGCAAGCCCUAAUUAUAAACUCUUAACAUCUCUGUUUAUUAAUAGAUAAAUUAAAGAGUAAAUGCUUCUGUAGAUGUUUGAUAUAUUUUAAGAUGUAUGUUACCUAAAUUCACGUACUUAAAACAUACUUGUAGCCAAUUUCACAACUACGGGGUAUGUUCUGAUUAUCUUAUCUAACAUUUUAAAUGAUAAUCUAUGAAAGCAAGUGCAAAGUAUUAAGUAGGUGUGGGUAGUUGUGAAAGUGGCCCUUAGUGUUACAUUUUCUAUCUGUGGUCUAUAUUAAUUGUUCUAAGUCUCUGUGUUGUGGUCUCGUGAUAAAUUUUAAACAGCUUUAUAAAUUAGUUGCUUAACCAAAUUGUUAUUUUUUAUCAAUAAGAGAUGUUUGUCAAAUACAAUAUGUAUUAUUAUAUUUUUAUGUUAA
Messenger RNA from Zerene cesonia (dogface butterfly), 2480 nucleotides. It is a transcript of the gene sra, whose product is annotated as protein sarah. Gene Ontology annotation, molecular function: calcium-dependent protein serine/threonine phosphatase regulator activity; nucleic acid binding. The record is from RefSeq and is a predicted model, not a curated record. Gene Ontology annotation, cellular component: cytoplasm; nucleus. Gene Ontology annotation, biological process: calcium-mediated signaling. The transcript has a single exon. Lineage: Eukaryota; Metazoa; Arthropoda; Insecta; Lepidoptera; Pieridae. The coding region runs from base 191 to 862 and encodes 223 amino acids.